GCCACAGCACUCCUCACUGCUGCGGCCUAUGCUCGCCAGCAAAGACCGCUAACCAGACUGAACCAGAACAGGUCCUCUGCGAAGACGAAAAGCCACAUUGGGCCCCUGAGAAACCGAAACGUCGCUGAUCGGCGAGCAGCCGACGGAGUUAGCAUGCACUGGAGUUGCGUAAGAUGUCGUGGCGAACAAAUAUAUCUUUGCCGGCUUUGAACGGCGCCCCGUGACCGGGAAAGUAUCGGCAAAGGGUCCCACCAGGCAGAGCAUAUUGUUGCUAGACAUGCCCAGCGGUUUUGUCAUGAUAUCGCAUAUCGUAAGAGCAGGGCCAAGUUUGCAAGCGACACCACGAGCAAAAAGCGGCGGCGACCAGCGAACUAGGGUUUAUAUUUUGGGCUUUGCAAUCGACACGGUCAACCAUGAAGCAUACGCUCGUGCCUAUGGGGGCUGCGCGUGCGCUCAAUUAGCAGUCGAACACGGAUAUCCCUCCUGUUCGCCGCUUAUGCGCCUCGUAGUGACGCCCGGCUCACAUUAUAAUUCCUGGGCAACGAUAAAAGCAGAUUAAUAAGUCCAAGCAACAAAUCGAGCAAAACCAAGCUGGUCCGUACACGCACAUGAAGUUACCACAUGGCUUGACAUUCGGUUGGCAGCAGACAGAACUCAACUCAAGAAAACCUGCAUUUUACACGCUAGAUUGGCACGGCCCACAAGAGGAGCCUGGCGAAACCUCCGAGACGUCUCCAAGCUACGUCCAAUCGGCGUGCGCUUCGUUCUCAAAGCAGAACCGAACCAUGGCGUCCCUCGAAUUUUGGCCGGGGCCGUCGGGGCAAGACGGAUGCCACAUGUGCUCGGACGUGGAGAUGCAGGAUUACUUAUUCCAGCACGAACAAGACGGCAUGCUCGGCUUCGACCUGCCGCAUGUCGACGACGACAUUGGAAACGCGGACCCACUGCUGCUUGCGCCGAGUGGCGCCGGUUGCGGCCAGACGCCCGGCGCUGUCUACAACGUGUUGACACAGCUGCAGGCUGCGCCGCUGGGCUCGCUGGCCAUCGUAAAGCAGGAGCCGUCGGAAUCCUCACAUGGAAGCGCCGCGGGCUCGCCCAGCAACGACGGCCCGCUGUCCUCCAGCACGCCGCACCACCCCGCCCACCCCUCCAGCGCCUCGCUCUCCCCCUUCCACCCACAAGCACAGCACCACCACCACCACAGUCGCAACAACACGCUGCUGGGCAGCUGCGCUGCUGCGGGCGCCGGCUUCGGCUCCGGCAGCUAUGACAGCUCCUGCAGCGGCCCGACACUCGCGGCGCCCGCCGAGGUCGGCAGCGCCUCCGUGACUUUCUCCGCAACCGCCGUGCCCGCCGCCGCCACGGCACUCGCGGCCGCCAGCUCCCUGUCACAACAGCAGCAGCAACAACUGCAGCAGCAGUUACUGGCGUCUGGCAUGCCGCUCGUGUCCUUCUCCGCCAUCCCGCUGCCCGCCGGCCAGGAGCAGGCCGCCACCUGUGCACAGCAGGCACACCUGGCGGCGGCUGCGGCACCAUACAUCUCCGCCGCCACCGCAUCCAUGACCUCCAUGCUCAACAUCCCCAACCUGCACACCUACGCGCUCAGCAGUAGUACCCCUGCUGGCGCCGCCGAGACCGCCGCUGGCGCCUGUGCGAACGGCGAGUCGGGCUCGGCGAGCGGUGCGGCCCCCGCGUUUGAGCCGCACAUGGCCGUGACGGCUGCCCCCGCCGGCACCGCCGCCGGAGCGCCUGCCGUCAUCAUUACGCCGGCGCCCGCAUCCGCGCCAACCGCAAGCCUUGUGACGGACGUGUUCGCCUCACCCUUUGCGCAUGCCGGCAUGACGGCGCCGUCGGCGGCGCCGCCGCCACCGUCGCUGCUCGACGCCGCCGUCGCGGUCCAACAGCAGCUCGCCGCCGCCGCGGCCGCCGCCGCCGCCGCCGCCGCUGGCGGCGCCGCCGCCAUGCUGGCGACCUCCACGCCCUCCGCCGACGCCGACAACUUCGCCUUUGCCUUCAGCGGCGAUGACGAUGAUGAAGACCCCUCCUACGGCGCCUCUGCCAGCCUCGGCGGCAAGCGCGGCAGCUCGGCGGCGCCAUCCAAGGCCGCCAGCGGCGGCGGCGGCGGCGGCGGCGGCAACUGCCGGAAGCUGCCGCUGUCGCACUCGACGGUUGAGAAGCACCGCCGCGACCGCAUCAACCACCUCAUUGAGCAGCUUGGGGAGCUGGUGCCGGCCUGUGACCCACGCUACCGAGGCGCAGCAGCCGACGGCGAGGCCGCAGGUGGCGGCGGCGGCCUGAAGCGGCCCAAGCACGCCAUCCUGGCGGAUGCGGUGAUCCGCUACCGGCAGCUGCAGCAGGACAACGAGACACUGCGCCGCCAGCUGGCGGCGACGGCAGCGGCGGCCGCCGCCGCCGCGUCGGGCUUCAAGAACAUGCUCCAACAGCAGCAGCAGCAACAACAGCAGCAGACGGCGAGCGGCGACGGAACGUCAGCGGUGGCUGUGGCUGCGCUAACGGUUCCGUCAACGCUGCCUGCCGCCACUGCCUUCGCUGAGGCCGCGCCCGUGGCGGCGUCCAGUACGGCCGCCGCCAUGGCCACCUCACACUCGGCCGCGCCGUCCCUGCCCUCUUCACCCACGACGCCCGCAGCGGCGUCCGUCGCUGCGCCCAGCGGCGCCGCCGGCGCCGCCACGUCAGCGACGAUGCAGUCUCUGCUCGUCCAAGCCGCCGCCGCCGCCGCGGCGGUGGGAGCCGCAGCGUCCGGUCGCAACGGCGCCGCUGCCGCGCCGGCUCCGCCGCCGCCUGCCGGCAGCGCCCUUGUUCCCGCGGCGGCCGCCUCCCCUGCCACCGCCGCUACUGCUGCUACGGCUGCUACGGCUGCUGCUUCUGCCGGCCUGAACCUGCUGCACCUUCCCUUCAUCAAGGCCGCCGCCGCCGCGGCCGUAGCCGCCGCCGCGUCCGCUUCAGCCGCUGCCCACGGCAGCGCGCCUGCCGCCGCUCCCGCCGCCGGGAUGCCGCAGCUGCCGGCUGGCUUCGUGCCCGUUGGCCUGAGCACACACGGCGCCGUCAGCAACAGCAGCAUCGCCGCCGCCGCCACCGCCACCGCCGCCGCCGCCGCCACCGCCGCCCCACGCUGCCAGCAGGUCUCGGCAACGGCACCACCUGGAGCCGAGCCCAAGGUCCCGCAGCUACAGCCACAGCCACCGCAACGGCUACAGCCGCAGGCGAAGGUGCAGGCACAGCCGCAGCACCAGACGGCGGGUCUGGUGAUGGUGCCGGUCUGGACCGGCGCCGCGCCGGGCGCCGUGCCGCCGCCGCCCGUCGCCAUCGCGCCCGCGCCGCCGCCCGGCUCAUCAUGCACCCCCUGGUCCAGCUGUAGCCACCUAGUGGCAGGCGCCGCCUCAGCAGUGGCGGCCGCUUCCACCGAGCCCUCCUCGUGCGGCUCGGUGGAAGAGGACGCAGCCGCCGCCGCCGCCGCUGCGGCCGAAGUGGAGGCGGAGGCGUCCACCGAGGUGCGUGUGGGCCCAAACAGCAGCGCCUCAGCCUCCGGCUCAGCCUCAGGCUCAGCCUCGGGCUGUGCGGCUGGUGCCAUGACGGCGGCGGCGGCGGCCGCCGCGGCCGCGCCUGCGUUGCCGGUGCUGCCCCAGCCGGCGGCCGCGCCCACCGCCGACGCUGCGGCUGCGGCGGCUGCGGCUGCGGUGGCGGCGGCGGCGGCGGCCGCGGCGGCGGCUGCUUCAGUCUCUGACGCCGCCGCCACCUCCGCCGCUGGCGCCUCCUCGUCUUCCUGGCUGGUGCGCAUCGUGUGCCCGCCCCGCCGGGACCUGGCGGCGGCAGCCACCCGCGCGCUGACCGCCGCUGGCAUUCGCCUGCGCGGCGUUAACGUCAGCCCCGCGCCCGGCCCCGGCCACCGCAUGGCUCUGGAGCUGGAGGUGGAGUGCGGCGAGGACGUCAUGCCGCGGGGGCAGCAGGUCGGUGCCAUCCAAUGCGCCAUCCACGCCGCGCUGGCGGAGGCCGCUGACGUCGAGAACGUCGACAGUGGCGACACCACCGCGGCGGCGGCGGCGGCGGCGGCGCACAACGCGCUCAGAGGCGUCAGCGGCGGCGGCGGCGGUCCCAAGCGGCUGAUCCACCAGGCGCCGGCAGCGCCGCCGGGGGGUGGCGCUCGCAAGCGCUCCCGGACCCAUCGCUAGACGCUACGCGCCGCGCCGCUACGCGCCGCUUCGGCACCCUGCGCGAGAGGGGACGCGGCGGUCAAGGCAGGCUGUCAGCUCAUCGGCCAUGCCGGGCGCACGGCGGGAUGUGGGUGCAGCACCAGACACGCCGUGCCGCGGACCUGGCGUUGGGCAAGACAGGGUAUGUGCCAGUGCGGCACGGAAUCCACGUUUCCAGCAAUCUAAUGACGACAUGCAGUCCUGCGCACGAAGAGCACGAAGCAAAGAGCACGUAACAAGCUACUCGGCGCAGCGGGCUUGCCUCGCUGCUUUGCAGAUGCGGUGAGGGCGACUUUCAGUUUGAGGCAGGCGGUAGUAUCGACUUGGCGGCUGUGCUGAUCAUUUCAUCGGCGCGGAGGUGGAUGGGCCGGAGGGGCACCAGCGGGUCAGGGGGUCGCACGGCUAUGUGGUGCGUGGCAGGCGGUUGGGUGUGGCGGUUCUGGCAACCCGCAUCCUAAGGUCGCCCUUCUGUUUCUUGGUAGGUACAUGCUUGUUGUUGGGUAGCGGACGGCGGCACCUGCAGUCGGGCAGAUCCGGUUUGUCCGCGGUGCCCAGGACUGCGGAUUGCGGAGGGGUUUGUGGGCAGGAUAAUGGCUUGGGUAGCGGUAGUAACGGAGGCCUCCUUGGGGUGAUACGACCAGAACACACCGCGCAUGAGGCAACCGCAUGACAGGUCAUGACCGGUCAUCAAGCGUCUGGACUGCUUAGCCGCUAGACAUUGAGAGGUAUUGAAGACAUACAUUACGUGCACAGCACGAGCACAGAUAAUAAUAGCCCGGGCAAACACCUUACAUCGCCGCUCACAGCUGUCCGACGCGGAGUGUUCUCCUGUUGUGGCUGCGCGGCGAUGAGAUUCUUUGUGUGUCGUGCGAGGGAGCAUGUGCGUCCUGUCCUUGGAGCGUAUGCAUGUUGAUCCAAUCUAGGAACCGUCGGUACGAAUGGGCUUGUAUGCUGUGGAUUGGACGGCGGAUGUAUUGGGUCAACUGCUAAGGGGAGUGUUAGGACGCUGGUGUUAGGGCACCUGUGCGAGCGCAGAAUGUUUCUGCGCCUGCGGGUGCUGUGUACGGUAAACUGGUUAAUCGCGGGAACUUCGUUGGGCUCUAAAACGCCACACGAUCGUCGUAUUGGCGGGGCGUUCGGCCGUGGGUUGCUUGUCCGUACGCUUUUUGGCGUCUGGCUUUACAGCAUGAGUGGGAAUUCAAUCUUGCAUUUCAGCAUGAGCGGUAGGAUGGGAGCAAGCACUUGGUGUGCAAUAGCUGUAUGUGUGUGUGUUUCGCUUUGGUGCUGCUGUGGGUAGCGUUCUGUGCAGUGUAGGUGCGUGCCGCAUGCAGCCAAUCGAGGUGGUUGGGAGCGGUUGCGCGCGUGAGAUGAAGAAAGCGUGCAGAUACGAAAAGGCUAGAGACCUGCGUGCAUCAUUCCAGCGCCUGGCAUUUGCUGUGCGCGUGAGGACCAACUGCUGCGUGUUCCAGUUUCGCGCAUUAUUCGAGACGAGCAAGUGCUCUGAGCUGUGGACUUAGGGUGUGAAUGCGAUGGGCGCUAGGACGCAAGAUGGCAUGAGCGUAAUGUUGCGCAUGCGUGCUCAAAGCUAUUAAAGCUAAUCAGUGUUGGUGGCAAGCUUCGACUGGCUUCGGCUGCUGCUGCCUGCUUCCUAUCACGCUGAGUAUUGUCAAUCUGUCGCACUGCUGGCACGCCCUGAAGCGUGUCCUGCAGGCUCACGCGCUAAUCAAUUGCAGCGCUGAGCAAAGCAUAAUAACGAAAGCACGGUUUCUGGGGUUCCCUGCUUACUGCUGGUUGUAGUAGCCGCUGCCGCUGGUGCUGGUGUUGCUAGUCGUGUUGGUGGUGGCGGCGGCGGCCGCUCCAUAGCGCCACCGGCUGAUGGAGUUGAUGCCCUUCAGCACACUGUUCCCGCGGUAUCGUCCAGGGUUUCUUCACGUGAUGAGGCGCUGAUACCAGGAUCUCUAGAUCCCACGUGGGCGAGUGUCCCUGCGUACCUUGGCCGCAGAGGGCAUCGGCACGGUGUAGGGCGCAUGGGGACUGCGGGCCGUAUUGACGUGGCUACUGUUGGGCUGCAUUGCUGGCGCCUGUUGCUGUGAACCUGUGGUAAUAUGACAGGAACAUUUGCCGGGUUUUCAACUCACUAGAAGCGGCCUGGCAUUUCAAGGUCAGCUAGGAGUUUCCCGGGGGUUUCAGUCCCCCGCACGCGCGUGUGCUAGCGGGGCUUGUGUUUAAUGCAUUGCUGAUGCUGCUGGUUACUGGCGGUGAUGAGGGUGCUAAAUGCGUUGCAGAAGUGGAAGAUGUCAGGUGGAGUGGGCUAGUGCUGCAUCUGCGGCUGGAAGUGGAUGACCGGUUGUGAGGCGGCAAAUUCAUCAUGUGUGCCCGGCACGGUUGCCCGGCGCCUAUGCGUUAUUAGCGCGCCCGGCUCGUUUCGGGACGGGAGUCACGGGAGUUUACUAGGCGGUGCCUAGUAGGCGCGUGCGUAGGCCGGCUCGUUUGCCUAGUGUCCGUGACAUACAUGUAGCGGUCACUAGGGAGAGGGGGCCAUUUGUGUUUUUAGCCGUCCUGCGGGGCAAGUUGUAGCAGGCGUAUGCGGGGCAGUGGGGGCAGUGACGCCCACGUCGUUGCGGCGCUAAUCUGUAAUGAAUGGUAGCAUUUUGCCAUUAGCAAGGCUGGCAUAAGGGCAGUUUGGGGAGUGGUUGGUUCAAGCAUGGUUCAAGCAUACGUUGUUGGUCGUGUCGUUGUCAUCGCUGUAAUUUGUAACCAGA
Messenger RNA from Chlamydomonas reinhardtii, 6973 nucleotides. RefSeq lists its product as uncharacterized. Gene Ontology annotation, molecular function: protein dimerization activity. The record is from RefSeq and is a predicted model, not a curated record. Lineage: Eukaryota; Viridiplantae; Chlorophyta; Chlorophyceae; Chlamydomonadales; Chlamydomonadaceae. The transcript is spliced from 4 exons. The coding region runs from base 786 to 4190 and encodes 1134 amino acids.